CGGUCAGCCUCUCUCUGUCCACUUGCACCACCUUGGACUUCAGCCACAUCAAGAAGAAGAGGGUGGAAGCCAUUAGGGGACAGAUCUUGAGCAAACUCAGGCUCACCAGUCCCCCUGAGCCAUCGGUGAUGACCCACGUCCCCUACCAGAUCCUGGCCCUUUACAACAGCACCCGGGAGCUGCUAGAGGAGAGGGAGGACGGCUGCACUCAGGAAAACACCGAGUGGGAGUACUAUGCCAAAGAAAUCCAUAAAUUCGACAUGAUCCAGGGGCUGGCGGAGCACAACGAGCUGGCUGUCUGCCCCAAAGGAAUCACCUCCAAGGUUUUCCGCUUCAACGUGUCCUCAGUGGAGAAAAACGGAACCAACCUGUUCCGAGCAGAAUUCCGGGUCUUGCGGGUGCCCAACCCCAGCUCCAAGCGCAAUGAGCAGAGGAUCGAGCUCUUCCAGAUACUCCGGCCAGAUGAGCACAUCGCCAAACAGCGCUAUAUUGGUGGCAAGAAUCUGCCCACGCGGGGCACUGCUGAGUGGCUGUCUUUUGAUGUCACUGACACUGUGCGUGAAUGGCUCUCACGAAGAGAGUCCAACUUAGGUCUGGAAAUCAGUAUUCAUUGUCCAUGUCACACCUUUCAGCCCAAUGGAGAUAUCCUGGAAAACAUUCAUGAGGUGAUGGAAAUCAAAUUCAAAGGCGUGGACAGUGAGGAUGAUCAUGGCCGUGGAGAUCUGGGGCGCCUCAGGAAGCAGAAGGACCACCACAACCCUCAUCUAAUCCUCAUGAUGAUUCCUCCACAUCGGCUUGACAACCCGGGCCAGGGGGGUCAGAGGAAGAAGCGGGCCCUGGACACGAAUUACUGCUUCAGCAACGUGGAGGAGAACUGCUGUGUGCGCCCUCUCUACAUUGACUUUCGACAGGAUCUGGGUUGGAAAUGGGUCCAUGAACCUAAGGGAUAUUACGCCAACUUCUGCUCAGGCCCUUGCCCAUACCUCCGCAGUGCAGACACAACCCACAGCAAGGUGCUGGGCCUGUACAACACCUUGAAUCCUGAAGCAUCGGCCUCGCCUUGCUGCGUGCCCCAGGACUUGGAGCCCCUGACCAUCCUGUACUAUGUCGGGAGGACCCCCAAGGUGGAACAUCUCUCUAAUAUGGUGGUGAAGUCCUGUAAGUGUAGCUGAGACCCCACCUGCGACAGAGAGAGAGGAGAGAGAACUGCCACUGCCUGCCUGCCUGCUCCUCGGGAAACACAAGAGCAACAGACCUCACCUCGAGGCCUGGAGCCCACGCCCCGCAGCUCCAGGCAAAUGGCUGAGACGGAGGUUCCCUUUUGGAACAUUCCUCUUUCUCGCUGGCUCUGAGAAUCACUGUGGUAAAGAAAGUGUGGGUUUGGUUAGGGGAAGGCCGAACUCUCCAGAACACGGAUUUUCUGUGACGUAAACAGAGGUGGUGGGGACAGAGGAAGAGGGAUGGCAAGUCGACACGUUGUGUGGCAAUGGGAUUUGAGAUACCUGGGAGGAGGAAGGGCGGAGAAGGCUGGGACAGGGCCAGACUGGAAGACACUUCUGAUCUGAGGUCAGAUUUUCUCAUCGCUGCCCCACAUCUGCUCUAGGGAAUCUGGAUUACGUUAUACAAGGCAAGCAUUUUUCUUCAGACAGGUUACUAAGACAUGGUCCCAGCAUUGUAUCUCAUACUACUUGGGAUUAAGGACAAAUCUGUUAUUUUUGCAAAAUGUCCUCUUGACAUCACUCAGCAUCAAGGGUCAUUACAGGGAAGAAGUCCAGGUAAUGUAGUUCCCAGGCCACCAACUAUAUUGGGCUCUACAGAUAGGCUGAACUCAGAAGCAGGUGGGAUUAACCUUCUCCCAUCCGCCCUCUGGGUCCCUCCUCUCGCCUUCUCCCUAGGUCGUAUCUCCCCUUGGACGUUUGGCUAGACACCUUCCAGGUCAGGGUGCACGUAUCUGAAUUUCGGGUCUGUGCGGCCUUUGGGGCAUUAUGGGUUUCCCCCCUCACCCUCUAAGACCCUGUGCUCAUCUGGUGUUCCUGGAAGCAGGUGCUACGUGUGGGGCACAGGGGGAAGCUGCACGUUGUGUGCCACACCAUGACUUGGCCCCAGAUGCGUAGACUGAGGUAUAAAGACAAAUACAAAUAUUACUCUCAAAAUCUUUGUAUAAAUAAAUAUUUUUGGGGACUCUUGGAUCAUUUCAUCUUCUGGAAGAUUGCUUCUAGAACAGUAAAAGCCUUAUUCUAAGGUGUCA
Molecule: messenger RNA, 2248 nt
Organism: Pteropus alecto (black flying fox)
Lineage: Eukaryota; Metazoa; Chordata; Mammalia; Chiroptera; Pteropodidae
Gene: TGFB3
Product: transforming growth factor beta 3
Exons: 7
Coding region: 129-1172 (347 amino acids)
Biological process (GO): regulation of cell population proliferation; transforming growth factor beta receptor signaling pathway; SMAD protein signal transduction
Cellular component (GO): extracellular region
Molecular function (GO): growth factor activity; type III transforming growth factor beta receptor binding; cytokine activity
Source: RefSeq, a predicted model, not a curated record